GGCGUCGCUCCGCCAUCCAUCACCUUGGAGCCCCAGUCCCCCAGGCGGAGGCAGAAAGAGGUGCAGCCCAUUACCACUCUGGAAAGAACCAGCAAAGAUAUGGGAUCAUGACUCACGUGGACGAAGCAGCCCGCCGGCUGUCCAAAAGUGGGACGAGCCUCUACGCAGUGCUGGAGCUUAAGAAGGGUGCCUCACCUGAAGACGUCAAGAAGUCCUACAGGAGACUGGCCUUGAAGUAUCAUCCCGACAAGAAUCCAGGAGAUGCUCAAGCAGCAGAAAUAUUCAAAGAGAUCAACACAGCCCAUUCUGUACUGAGUGACCCUAAGAAGCGGAGAAUCUAUGACCGACAUGGUUCAUUGGGAAUAUAUCUCUAUGAUCACUUUGGUGAAGAAGGAGUCAGAUACUAUUUUAUGGUGCAUAGUUGUUGGUUCAAGACACUCGUCAUCCUAUGCGCAGUGCUCACGUGCUGCUGCUGCUGUUGCUGCUGCUGUUUCUGCUGCGGAGCACUUAAACCGCCACCUGACGAUUUUAAUAGAAGAUAUCAACAGGAUGUCCAGAAUCAGCCUCAGCGGUCUGGAGGCAAAGCUUAUUUUAGAAAAGAAGAUGAAGUGCUGACCCAGUUCUCUGGACCCGUUGAAGACGAGCAAGUAGACUGCCAACUUUACCCACUAGGUGCUGACCCAGCGAGGGUGCCUUCCGCUGCCCAGUUCUCUGGACCCAUUGAAGACGAGCAAGUAGCCCUGUCCUGGCACUGA
Tupaia belangeri chinensis (Chinese tree shrew) is the source of this 755-nucleotide messenger RNA. It is a transcript of the gene DNAJC5G, whose product is annotated as DnaJ heat shock protein family (Hsp40) member C5 gamma. Bases 108 to 755 code for a protein of 215 amino acids. The record is from RefSeq and is a predicted model, not a curated record. The transcript has 6 exons. NCBI's taxonomy places the organism in Eukaryota, Metazoa, Chordata, Mammalia, Scandentia, Tupaiidae.